ACUUACCUAUCCCUAAUUUUAAUGUUUACAUUUUUAGCACGUGUAGCUGUAGCAUUUUAAACAUAGAAUUUUUGUUAGUUUGAAUAAAAGGACGAAAAUAAAAAUGCCGGCAUUGGAAGAAAAACCCCGAUUGUAUAUGGACGAGUAUAAACUCAAACAGGAUCCUCACGAUUAUGGCCUGGCAGAUGAGCCAAUUGAUAUUGAAACAUACAAGGCAAAAAUGAGAAUUGUGAUUGUCAGAUAUGAAGGUGAUGAACUAGAGUUUGACUUAAUUGGCGUGCAUCCAGCUUUUGCCAAUGCUUUUCGCCGAUUAAUGCUUAGUGAAGUUCCUAGCAUGGCCUUUGAGAAAAUCUAUAUUUACAACAACACAUCUAUUAUACAAGAUGAAGUGUUGGCCCAUCGUCUUGGCCUGAUACCAUUGAAGGCAGAUCCUCGUUUGUUUGAAUAUCGUAGCGAAGAAAAUGAACAGGGCACCGAGCAUGACACACUGGAGUUUGAAUUAAAGGUGAAAUGUACGCGACGCAAAGAUGUUAAAGAUUCUUCAAAUUUCGAUACAAUCUAUAAAAAUCAUAAAGUACAUUCGGGACAAAUUAAAUGGUUGCCACGCGGCAAACAGGCCCAGUUGUACUCCGAGUCCGAUGUUGGUUGCAUACAUGAUGAUAUUCUAAUAUCACAAAUGCGUCCCGGCCAUGAGUUUGAUUUGAAAAUGGUUGCCGUUAAAGGUAUUGGCAAAGAUCAUGCCAAAUUUUCUCCAGUGGCAACGGCAUUUUAUAGACUGUUGCCCGAGAUAAGAUUGACACGUGAAGUCAAGGGCAAAGAUGCCCAACUCCUGCAAAAAUGUUUUUCACCUGGAGUCAUUGGCAUAGAUGAGAACGAUGUGGCCUAUGUUAAAGAUGCCCGUUAUGAUACGUGCAGCCGUAAUGUCUACCGUUAUCCACAAUUGGCCGAUUCGGUUGAAAUGUCAAGGGUGCGUGAUCAUUAUAUUUUUAAUGUCGAAUCGGUUGGUGCACUCAAACCCGAUGUCAUAUUCGUUGAAGCUGUAAAAGUAUUGAAAAAGAAAUGUCGCAAAUUUCUGGAAGAAAUUGAAGCAGCGUAGAUAUAUAAAUAUUUUAUGUUUACACCAAAUGUAUGGCUAUAAAAUUGUUUAAAUUGUACUCCUAGGAAAUAAAAAUUUUAAAUUUAA
This is a messenger RNA of Musca domestica (house fly), 1183 nucleotides long. RefSeq names its product DNA-directed RNA polymerases I and III subunit RPAC1 (gene Polr1C). Gene Ontology annotation, biological process: DNA-templated transcription. The record is from RefSeq and is a predicted model, not a curated record. Bases 104 to 1096 code for a protein of 330 amino acids. Gene Ontology annotation, cellular component: RNA polymerase I complex; RNA polymerase III complex. NCBI's taxonomy places the organism in Eukaryota, Metazoa, Arthropoda, Insecta, Diptera, Muscidae. The transcript has 2 exons. Gene Ontology annotation, molecular function: protein dimerization activity.